AGAGAAGGAGAGUCAGAGAGCGAGGUGCCGUCACACACUCCGGUCGCACGCUUCUGUUUCCUUCUCUCUCACUCUCUCACUAACUCCCACACACGCCACACGCCUCCUCACACUACCUCCGCCCCGCCCCGCCCCCGCCUGCCCUCCGGAACCAUGAAGACCUCGCUGUUACUGGUCCUUGGGCUCCUUUGCCUAGCCGUGGCUAAACCCCACAAUGAGGGGAAGAGGAACCACCAGCCGAAGAGGACACGGGAACACAAACUAACGAACCGGAUGGAACAUGACCACCAUCGCCGUGAGCACGUGCAGCCCCACAAGACGGACGCCCAUCACGGAAAGAAAGCUCAGGCCCGCCGCCCCGCCGCCCCUGCCAACCCCGCCCAGGGACAGCACGAGAUCAAGAAGGACCUCCACCUGCAGCACAUCACCGAGCACAACAUCGAGAAGAAGCACGACGACAAGCAGUGGGUGAGGGAGGCCACCACAGCAGGGAAACACCACCUGCUGACUAACCGCGUGCCAAGUGGUGACAAUACCCACUUACUGACCAACCGCACCCCGCAGGUCCCCUCCUCUUCCUCCUCCUCCUCCUCUUCCUCCGCCUCCUCCUCCCCUGCCCCCUCCUCCACCACCCCCGGCUCCCCAAACAAUAGUGACAACAAUAACAACACGAAGACAAAGGUGGACGGCAUCCCAAUGGAGUCUGAGCAUCUUAUCCACGUCACCCCACGUCCCUCAAAGGCCCACAAGGUAAACAAACCCCUGCACCACCCUGCCUCCCCUGUCGCAGCCCAGCCCUCACCUGCUGCCCAGCUUGGAGCCCCUGCCAACAAGGGAAAGGCCCACAAAGCCCCCAAGAAGUUUAGCCCCAAGAAACAUGGGUGGAAGAAGAACAUGCGCAAGGAGAAGGCCAAGGACAAGGUGAAGGAGAAGAGGGAGAGGAGGGAAAAGAGGAAUAAGGCUCUCCACCGUGCCAUCGCAGCCAGGCAACUCUAAGGCCCAGGUUCUCAUGGUGAAUAAUGGUGGUGAUGGUGGUGAGUGUUUUGGAGUUGUGAUGGUGUUGUACGUGGUGAUGGAUUGCUAUUUAUUUUGAGAUGACUUGUGUAUUUAGACGUUUUUGUGACUGCCAUUACACACACACACACACACACACACACACACACACACACACACACACAUGCAUACAUAUACACAGGAUUUAAUUGGUUUAUUUUUUGUUAAAAAAAAAAAAAGUGUUCUCGUACAAAAUAUAAGUUAUCACCAAAAGUCAAGGCAACAUCACAAAAGACAGUAUUAACUUUGCCAACAGUAUUAAUAUGAUUGCUCAUCAUUUACACACACACACACACACACACACACACACACACACACACACACACACACACACACACACACAAGCUUAUUACCAAUACUUGGGUACUUUUAAAAACAAAGUUAGAAGACUGUCUAGAAAUAAUCUAUAUAGUACAUACAUAUUACCCUGUGUUUUAUAGAAGGAAGAACAGUAUUACCAAUAAUUUCUCAUAUGCUAAAAGUACAGGAGCAAUUUGCUGAUUUACUUCACCUAUAGAAUUAAACAAGAGAAUCAUUCCCCGCCAGUCAGCUAUGCAUCAACACAAUCACGAACCGAGGCUGCGAAUGGUACACCUCAACUUACCAAUACACUAGAGGAAGCAUAACGCACUUUUAUAUGUAUACAAAUACACACACGUAAAACUCCUGUAUAAUCGAUAUUUAUAUUCUCCUACAAACCUAACCUUGCAUACAUAAGCGAGUAAGUACGUAGCAUUCCAAGUAACUACUAAAUAUGUGAUUAAUGGCUAAUAACUACUUACACUAAUUAUAUAUAUUACUAUUCCAUUAUCCCCGCCAAACCAGUAUGCUUUUUUUUUCUCAAUAAAUAUAUGAUAGACAGGAAUUAGAGUGAAUGAGAGAGAGGAAGAAAUAAAAGUACUGUAGUUAUGUACUGUACACCAGCCAUAGUACCGCUAAUCAUGAAUUACUGUAUUUCAAAUCUCUCAGCGGUAAUCUUUAGGGUAGGGAUGAGAGAGAGAGAGAGAGAGAGAGAGAGAGAGAGAGAGAGAGAGAGAGAGAGAGAGAGAGAGAGAGAGAGAGAGAGAGAGAGAGAGAGAGAGAGAGAGAGAGAGAGAGA
Molecule: messenger RNA, 2152 nt
Organism: Portunus trituberculatus (swimming crab)
Lineage: Eukaryota; Metazoa; Arthropoda; Malacostraca; Decapoda; Portunidae
Product: LIM domain-containing protein A-like
Exons: 5
Coding region: 154-996 (280 amino acids)
Source: RefSeq, a predicted model, not a curated record